AUGGCUACCCAUUUUCGAUACGGCCUGCUUCUGAUUGACAUUCAGCAAGGAUUUGACCAUCCAACACACUGGGGCAAAUCGAGGUCGACACCAGACUUCGAGACGAACGUCGCCUCCAUUCUCGAUACAUUUCGAGCAAAAGUAGAGCCUGCAAACAUCUUCCAUGUUUGCCACCACUCUACUUCUGCAGCGUCUCCUUUACACCCUGUCCGCGGAAACGUCGCCUUCCAGCCUUACGCAGCCCCUCGACCCGACGAGCCAAUUUUCUCCAAAAGUGUCAACUCCGGCUUCAUCGGCACCAACCUCGAAAAUGCCAUUCGCGAACGGAAGAUCACAACUCUUGUUGUCGUAGGUCUUACAACAGAUCAUUGCGUCAGCACUACCGUUCGCAUGGCCGCAAAUCUCCACGUUGUUUCCGACAUCAACGAGCUGAAUCCCGGCCGCAUUCUGUUGAUCAAGGACGCUACCGCAACGUAUGAAAAGACGAUCGACGGGAAAUCCUACGACGCUGAGCUUGUCCAUUCAGUCCACCUGGCCAGUCUCAACAACGAAUUCUGCGAAGUCAUGACUACAUCUGAAAUGAUUUCAGAAUGGAGGCUCACUUGA
Molecule: messenger RNA, 606 nt
Organism: Lasiodiplodia theobromae
Lineage: Eukaryota; Fungi; Ascomycota; Dothideomycetes; Botryosphaeriales; Botryosphaeriaceae
Product: Isochorismatase family protein
Exons: 1
Coding region: 1-606 (201 amino acids)
Source: RefSeq, a predicted model, not a curated record